Suillus fuscotomentosus is the source of this 800-nucleotide messenger RNA. RefSeq lists its product as uncharacterized. The transcript has 3 exons. Lineage: Eukaryota; Fungi; Basidiomycota; Agaricomycetes; Boletales; Suillaceae. The record is from RefSeq and is a predicted model, not a curated record. The coding region runs from base 125 to 487 and encodes 120 amino acids.
GGUGAACCUAUCUUGACUCUUGAAGCUUGAAGCUUGAAGAGAGAACUGUUCAGUGGGAGUAAUUAUAACUGAGUAAUACUCAUUCACUUCUUCCCAUUUCCCCCUGCUUGUUUCGUUAAAGGAUAUGGCACCUAGUAUCGUACUAGUAGCACCUGGAGAACCUCGCGAAGGCAAUAAGCCACAGCCAUUGGGAAAUUUUGUCCUAAUAUUCCUCUUCACCACUUCCACGUUGUGCUUGCUUUACUUGCUUUGGCGUCGUGCAAGUACUCUGCGUGCAGUAGUAUCCCACCAACUACAAACGUGGACAAGACCGGAAGGUCAAAUUCGCCUCUCCGAGGACGACGGUCCAUCUGCUACCGAGUUUCUGACUGAUGGGGACGACGAAGAUGUUGGGAUAGUAGAUGGUGUGAUCCUGGAUCAGGACGAGGAACGACCAAGGAAUGAGGUUAUCACUCUACCUUCUGUCAGACCUGGCUCCUCAUCGUAAAACAUAUAUUCCAUCAUUUGUUUUGCCAUGACCUGCCGCUUGAUUCUAUUCCUGGGGACGGUAAUGCAUGAUGGUCAUUUUCACACUGGGUUAUCUGACCUUCUCUAUCGUCUCAGAGUAUCUCGUUGGUCUAACUUCAACACCAUGCCUUGCUGUUUAGAUUCCAUUAUGUCUGCAAGCUAGCGGAUCUUGUUUUACUAUUGGCUUGUACGACAGGCUCCAUGUGUUGACAUUUCCCAGAUCUGAUGUUCAGUGGUCACUCCUUGUCGGGUCUUGUCUCAGCAAAGACAGUGUCCAUACAGGUCUCUGGACA